AUGUAUAAAAGAGCGCAUAUAUUACUCGUCAGCUGUCUUCUCGUCGCGUGCGGCAACGUCGGUCUUGCGAAGUUCGAUCUCGACAGCGUGGCUUGCCCCGAUGACCUUGCGCCGUUCUACCAACUCGUGCGCAACGGCGCCGCCGACAACGAUAGGCCCGUCUACGUUAGAUUCUUGGUCACUGCGUCAGCACCGCGAACUUGGUGUGCGCCGUCGUCGUGCUUCGUGUUGUGCGCAUUCUCUAACUUCGUUAACGAUGUGGGCGAGGAUGCUGUCAGGGGUGUCAGCGAUUACUAUCGCCUUCGUGUGCAGCGGCCUCGCGCAGUACGGACCUGGUCCCUGUGGCGGUUCUGGCUCCGGACGAUCGUGAAGCUGGCCGUCGAGCGCGACGACCUCAGCGAGCACGGCGCUCUCGUACGGGCUGCCCACGUUAAAUUUCCGAUUGCGAAGAAGAUUACUUCCAUGGUGCUGCUGAAGUGGCCGCCGCCGCCGCCUAACCCCUCAGUGCAGCACUACUAG
Molecule: messenger RNA, 519 nt
Organism: Peniophora sp. CBMAI 1063
Lineage: Eukaryota; Fungi; Basidiomycota; Agaricomycetes; Russulales; Peniophoraceae
Source: the annotation of a GenBank genome assembly